GUUGCCUUGUCGGAAGCUUCCAUCUUUGGCAUCAAGGAGGAUCUGAACCUCGUUGGGCAGCAAUAUAGCUGGUCAUCCUCAAUCUUCUACCUGGGCUACCUGGUUUGGCAGUACCCCAGCUCUAUCUUGAUGCAAAAGCUCCCUAUCGGACGAUACUUUGGUGUUAUGAUAUUUCUCUGGGGCCUCACCGCAUGCACAACGGCAUUCACAAAACGAUUUGCAACACUCUGCGUCAACCGCGUCUUCCUCGGUGUAUUCGAAUCAUGCAUGUCGCCCAUCCUCACAAUUCUCAUCUCUGAAUACUGGACACGAGAGGAGCAGCCUCUCCGUACAUCUUUAUGGUGGUCCGCCAGUGCUGUCGGUUCUUUCAUGGCUGAUGCCAUAACGUACGCGGUCUCGGGCAAAGACCAUUCGGGUUCCAAGUACGCGGUCUGGCAGGUUGUCUACCUCGUCUUUGGGCCGAUAACGAUGUUCUGGGGUGUUUUUGUCUUUUUCGGUGUACCGGCGUCGCCUUUGAAGGCGUGGUUCUUGAACGAGAGAGAGAGAGACAUCGCUACUGACAGGGUCCUGAAGAAUCACACCGGUAUUAAAAACACCGAGUACAAAUGGAACCAGGUCCGGGAAUGCCUUAUGGAUCCCCAGCCGUGGGUACUAGCGAUACACGCCUUUCUUCAAUGUCUCCAGGGAGGAGGACUAACAUCGUUCUCCAAGAUUGUUUUGACCCAGACUCUUGGUUAUUCUAGCCGCCAGGCAACGUUAAUGGGCAUGCCAUCCAACACCAUCCACCUCGUCUCGGUAGUCUUUGCGUGCUACGUCAUGAUCGCAACGAACAUUAUCGUCUUGAUAGGAGCCGUGUUGGUAGACAACCUCCCGCAAUCAAACCACAGAGGGCGACUUGCGUCUUUCUAUAUCAUAUACGUCAAUACGGUCCCUUUCGGACUCGGCAUGAGCAUGCUCUCCUCUAAUAUCGCAGGGUUUACCAAGAAGUCCACCGCAAGUGUCAUGAUGUUUCUGGGCUAUUGUCUUGGACAAUUCACAGGCCCUCAAUUCUUUAUCACCAGCGAGGCUCCGCAGUUUCAGACUGCUUUCAAAGGCUUCUAUUCAUCGGUAUCUGCCAUGAUCGUCCUAGAGACUGUGUUGCUGUCAGAUGACUUGGAUUUAACGGAUUGGCAGCAAGGCUCCUUUAGGCGCCGCGGGAAGAAGAAGAGCACUCUCAGGCAACCGAGCCGUACAGAAAUGAACCUGCAGGCCCAUACAAGCGUUUCAACAGUCGAGACGGAUGCGCCGGACUCAUUGGAACCAUCAUCACUUGCAAUGCUCGAUGCGGCGGCGAUGCCUUGGAUGGAUGGGAUAUUUGACUCGUAUCCAGACCAGCAAUGGGACUUGAGUCCGGACUCCGCAGUACUUUACAAUGGCACUGCGCAAAUUUGGCUCCCGCAAACGGAUUCGCCUGGUCAAAUAUCCACUGACUUCAACGCGGGCAGCUUGUCCUCGAGUUCCCCUCAGACGGUCUCCGAUCGGGUCCUGGCACAGCACUAUACCCAGAGCCUAGCGUCCAAGUACAGUUCCAAGGGCCAGACCUGGAACAAUCACACGUAUUUCUUCAAUCGGUUCAACUCGAGCCACUCGUUUGUGAUAUCAGCUCUUUACGCGUGGACAGCGGCUCAUCUCUACUGUAACGGAACUUUGGAUUCAGAUAGUAGUGCCCUAGAUCACUAUGACAAGAGUCUCGCUGCUCUCGGGGAUCAACUGGGCAUCCAACUGGGGGUUGGGGGCGUGGAAGAAGAGCUUAGACAGACUUGGCCUCAGCUUAUCACCCGAGAUGAUGACCUGGAUGCCGUCUCAGUAACGUUGUACUUCCUCGCCUGGACCGAUCUGCUGCUUUCAAGAAGAGCCUCUCUAAAACGGAUGCUGAUUCUCGAAGCUUGCCUUCUGGAAACCCGGGGCCACGGUGACCAAUCGCAAUCAGUUUACGGUAGAAUGGCUGUAUGGUUUUGCUUCCUUGACGCCCGCGCUGCUCUCUUUUCACAAGGUGAUGAUCGCAUCAUUCAGUGUCUGGGAAACGACUUGGGGCUAAUGUUCGCGGUGGACAAGUCCUACAACUUCCUACAGACAGAAUACACGCUGCUAUACCCGAAUGAAGAACGGCGGUGGGAUGAAGCUCAUAGGCCUCUAGUCGACAGCAACACGGCGGAGGAGAGUCAAGAAGCAAGUACGAGAGCAUCAUUAGACGAUAUAAAGCAGGGUCUCGCGAGUAUCAGCGAGGACAAAGCGGCGGAAAAUAAGGUACUCUCCAUCUUCCUCACCGCAAACGCCCUCUUCCACGCAGUGGCUAUUUACGCCUCCAGAGUCUACCGACCAGAGCACGCAACCUAUACAGAUACUUCUCAUGCCGAGGACAUAAUUGGCAUCACUCGCCGCUUCUACAAUAAGCUCAAGCGGCCGAGGACGGAAGCGCCCCCGACCAAGAUAUGGCCUAUACCACUCAUCAUGGCCGCGAUUGAGGCAAAGGAUCCUAUCUACAGAGACUGGGCGCUACAGCUUAUCAAGGACUGUUGUCAGGCUGGAAAGCAUUAUGUCAACGCAUGUGCCUUUGUCGAAAAGCACAUUGUCGUCGAAGGCACGCCCUAUGAGAGAGGCCUGUCGCAUGGAAGACAAGUGGCUGACAAGGUCCGUGCCAAUAUCGAGUAUUACAAGCUUCCAGGCAAGCUCCCGCAUUGGUCCAUCUCUUCCAAGAUCAUCGAAACCGUCUACCUGCCAGCCUUUGAGAAGUUCUACCCCACUGGACUCGAAGAGAUCAGGGGCAUUGCAGAUGGAGCAGGCGUGACGAUCGAAGAGGUCAUCAUGCUCAAUGCUCGAUACGACCUAGGUAGAUGCAUGUAUCGGCUGCAAGAUGGCGGCAAGACUCCUCAAGACCUGAACGGGCAUGAUGAAUGCACGAGUGGCUUCUUCCCUCCCGACGCAGUGGCAUCUGGUCGUGCUUUGGCUGUGCAUAACUGGGACAUGUCCAGCCAUCUUUACAACCAAGACCUCAUCAUCUACCUCGAAGUGCACCCAGACCCGUCUGAGGACCGGCCAUCAAUGUUCAUCCUCACUGAGGCGGGUCAGCUGAUUCGCAGUGGGAUGAACUCGGCCGGCAUGUCAGUCACCGCAAACUCACUGCUCUCGAGCGAAGACUACGUACCCAUUUCACAUGUUGAUCAAGACGGAGUCUAUCACGAAGUAAAAGACCCCAAGCUCGUCCUGCCUCUCUCCGUAGCCAGGCGCGUUUUCCUUGAGUAUGGCAACUACGCUGAGGGUUUGGUGGCUAUCAAUGCCUUCCCCCGCCACGUCUCAGGAAACCUGCACGUCUCGACAGCCGAAGGGUUCGCAAUGGCCAUGGAGGUCGCGCCAAGCCGUAUGUACAAGUUCUAUGGAAACAUCGACGACAACUACCUCAUCCACAGCAAUCACUUCCUCAGUCCUGAGUUUCUGAGCCGCGAUGAUGUGUUUGAUCGAUAUCCUGGUGGGAGCAGCUGGUUCAGAUGCUUGCGAGCCGAGAAGGGAGUGAGGGCUGAUUGCGCGGCGGGGAGACUGACUCCGGAAAAGAUUAGGUCGGCUUUCUCGGACCAUCUGGCUUACCCUGAGAGUUUGUGCAAUCAUCCGAAUGUGAACCAGAGGAACACGCCUAGCGCUGUCCUAACUGGAUAUACCUCCAAGCAGAACAUGACAGUCGCUUUCGUCAUUUAUGAUCUGUUGGAGCGCGCCAUCACAGUUUGCAAGGGGCCUCCCUGCGAGGGCGUGCUGCAGAAGUUCGAGUUAGGGGAGAAACGAUUGUUUAAGCAUUAAGAAAAGCAACCGGAGUGUUCAGAUAAUCCAACUGAAAUUGAGUGAAGAUGACAACUAGAAUGUUUCGUCGGCGCUGCAGCUAGAUAUAUG
This is a messenger RNA of Fusarium redolens, 3918 nucleotides long. RefSeq lists its product as uncharacterized. The transcript is spliced from 15 exons. The record is from RefSeq and is a predicted model, not a curated record. Lineage: Eukaryota; Fungi; Ascomycota; Sordariomycetes; Hypocreales; Nectriaceae. Gene Ontology annotation, biological process: transmembrane transport; dipeptide transport; allantoate transport. Gene Ontology annotation, cellular component: plasma membrane. Bases 130 to 3828 code for a protein of 1232 amino acids. Gene Ontology annotation, molecular function: allantoate transmembrane transporter activity; dipeptide transmembrane transporter activity.